Messenger RNA from Aedes albopictus (Asian tiger mosquito), 1716 nucleotides. Its product is annotated as allantoinase. NCBI's taxonomy places the organism in Eukaryota, Metazoa, Arthropoda, Insecta, Diptera, Culicidae. Gene Ontology annotation, cellular component: cytoplasm. The record is from RefSeq and is a predicted model, not a curated record. Bases 136 to 1560 code for a protein of 474 amino acids. The transcript is spliced from 3 exons. Gene Ontology annotation, molecular function: zinc ion binding; cobalt ion binding; allantoinase activity. Gene Ontology annotation, biological process: purine nucleobase catabolic process; allantoin catabolic process.
GGUGGAAUCCUUAGUAUGCUGCUAGCAAGUGUUGCGUUGAGUCUGACGAAGAAUUGUUCUACAAAAAGUGAAGUUUGUGAAGUUCGUUUUGAGUUUUUUUUUGCGAGAAUCUAUUGAAACAAUACUCGAGUGAAUAUGGACACUUUGUAUAUUGGAAACCGAAUAUUUGUCAAUUCGGAACUGUAUCCGGAUUUCAUUGCUGGUGGAGUUCUCGUGUCCGGCGUUGAUGGCAAAGUGAAGUCAAUUUUUGAAUCGCCGGACGAGGUGGAUAGUUACCUGGAGUAUAAUGAUGCUGAAGUUUACGAUUUUGGUGACCUGGUCGUGAUGCCCGGUUUGAUCGACUCGCACGUCCACAUCAACGAACCGGGCCGUACCGAAUGGGAGGGUUUCCAUACGGCUACCAAAGCAGCAGCCGCCGGCGGAUUCACCACGAUCUGCGACAUGCCGCUGAACUCGAUUCCUCCGACGACCACCAUGGCCAACCUGCGUACCAAGAUCAAUGCCGCUCGGGGGAAGAUCUUCGUGGACGUUGCUUUCUGGGGUGGAGUCGUUCCGGGGAAUAGCCACGAACUGCCGGACAUGAUUCAGGCCGGAGUCGUGGGGUUCAAGUGCUUCCUCUGUCCCAGUGGGGUGGACGAGUUCCAGCACGUUGGCGAGGAAGAUCUGCACAAGGCUCUCCAGACGAUGGAAGGAUCCGGAUCGGUGUUGGCAUUCCACGCGGAGGUCGAAUGCAGCUCCCACAACCACGGUCACUCCAGCGAGGACAAUCCGAAACAGUACCAAACGUUCCUCCAGGCUCGUCCGGACCAAAUGGAAGCCGAAGCCAUCCAGCUGGUUUCGCGAGUUUCCCAACAGUACGACGUCCCGUGUCACAUCGUGCAUCUGUCCUCGGCACGUGCCCUGCCGACAAUCCGCGAGGCCCGUUCCAACGGGGCCCAGUUGACGGUGGAAACCUGCCACCAUUACCUAUCGAUCGCCGCCGAAGACAUCCCCGACGCCCACACCGAGUUCAAGUGUUGUCCACCGAUUCGCGGCAAGACCAACCAGGAACUUCUGUGGCAAGCGGUCUGCGACGGAGAUAUCGACAUGGUGGUGUCGGACCAUUCGCCCAGUACCCCCAGCAUGAAACUGCUCACGUCCGGCAAGGACCGUGGGGACUUCCUCAAGGCCUGGGGUGGAAUCUCCUCGGUGCAGUUUGGACUGCCGCUGUUCUGGACCAACUGCCAGCGGUACGGGCUGGACAUUGCGGACCUGGUGAAGCUGCUCUGCACGAAACCGGCUGAGUUGUGUGGACUGGACCGGGUCAAGGGUCGGCUGGAGGUUGGGUUCGACGGGGACAUCUGCGUGUGGGAUCCGGAGGAUACCUUCACGGUGACGCACGACAUUAUCGAGUUCCAGAACAAGGCCAAUCCGUACAUGGACCGGAAACUGAGGGGAGUGGUACAUGCAAGUUUCAUCCGCGGUUAUCCGGUUUACAGGCAGUCGGAGAAGUUCGGGCUACCACUGGGGAACAUUCUGAUGAAGAAGGGGGGUAGGAGGGCGGUGAAGGUAGAGAAAUGAUCGGUGUGGGUUGAUAAGGUCGUAAUUGUAAGUUGUGUUUAGUGUAAGUUGUUGAUUGUAGUGUACAAAGUCUGAUAGGAUUAAAAGUAUUUUAGGUUGUAUGAUAAUAUAUUUUAAAGCGAUUAUUGAUGAAUAAAUUAUUCAUUUUAUUUGUAA